UGAUGUUUGGUAUUAAAAUGUAAACAGGAGGACAUCAAACUCAUGGCAGAUAUGGGUGUGAAUAGCUUUCGUUUCUCUAUCUCAUGGGCAAGAAUUCUACCUAAGGGCAGAUUUGGAAAAGUUAAUAUGGCCGGAAUUGAGUACUACAGUAAGCUCAUUGAUGCACUCCUACUGAAAGGGAUCCAACCGUUUGUCACAUUAACACAUUAUGACAUACCACAAGAACUUGAGGACAGAUAUGGUGGUUGGCUAAAUUCACAGAUACAGUAUGAUUUUAGCUAUUUUGCAAACAUAUGCUUCAAAUACUUCGGAGAUAGAGUUAAAUAUUGGAUAACGAUGAAUGAGGCUAGCUUCGUGGCCAUUAGUGGCUAUAGAGAUGGGAGUUACCCUCCAGCUCGAUGCUCUGGUAUAUUUGGGAAUUGUAGUGCUGGCGGGGAUUCAGAAAGGGAGCCCUUCAUUGCAGCUCACAAUAUGAUCCUAUCUCAUGCAGCUGCUGUCCGCAUUUACCGCACCAGAUAUCAGAAAUGUCAAGGAGGCAUGAUUGGCAUUACUAUGGGUGUCGAAUGGUAUGAACCGUUUAGCAACUCCUCAGAAGACAUAGCUGCAACUCAAAGAGCUCGAUCAUUCUAUACCAAUUGGUUUUUAGACCCUAUUAUAUUAGGAAGAUAUCCUGAAGAAAUGGUACAAAUUUUGGGAUCUAAUCUUCCAGAAUUUUCAGUGAGUGAUUUGAGAAUGUUGAGUUAUGGCCUAGAUUUCAUUGGCAUCAAUCAUUAUUCAGCUGUUUAUAUCAAAGAUUGCUUAUAUUCUGCCUGUGAACAUGGAAACUCUUGGUCAGAGGGUUCUUAUUUAACGACUACACAAAGAGACGGUGUCUACAUCGGGGAACCUGGGGAAGUGGACUGGCAAUUUGUGUAUCCACAAGGGAUUGAAAAAGUUGUGAUGUAUAUAAAGGACAGAUUCAACAAUACUCCUAUGUUUAUCACUGAAAAUGGCUUUGCUGGGAACAGUUCUUCUAUAGAGGAUGCCUUGAACGAUGUUCAUAGAGUGAAAUACAUGCAUAGCUACUUAAAUUCAUUGGCAAAUGCAAUCAGGAAAGGUGCAGAUGUAAGGGGGUACUUUGCUUGGUCCCUUCUUGAUAACUUUGAGUGGCUAGAUGGAUAUACCAUAAGAUUUGGACUUUACUAUGUCAACUACACAAAUCUCCAGAGAACUCCAAAACUAUCAGCCACUAAGUAUCCAGAGCUCAUGUGUAACUUUCACAUAGAGCUUGAAGCACAUACUGCCCAGAAAUAGCGUAAGAAGACGGUGCAUAUGUGGAGGCUUGUUGAAGAUUUUUUUAUUUAGUUCUCUAUUGUUGGAAGGCAAUUACUGAGCAAUCAUAGUAUAAUUGUUCAGACUAAUCCCUUCCUUUAUAUUGCACAAAUUAGGCCCAGGCCUAAUCUUUUUAUUCACUCGAAUAACGUAAUAAAGAUUUUUUUGGUUUUAAGUAGAAAUAUUCCGUUGAAAGUUGAA
This is a messenger RNA of Nicotiana tabacum (common tobacco), 1512 nucleotides long. The record is from RefSeq and is a predicted model, not a curated record. NCBI's taxonomy places the organism in Eukaryota, Viridiplantae, Streptophyta, Magnoliopsida, Solanales, Solanaceae.